AUGACUGCACUACCAACUCCCACCCUCGUUGAUCUGACACCCAGUGUUCGCCUGGUGCACCCACUCUCACGACGAGGCCAUGGACCUGGUUUGAUUGUUCUCUCCUCCGACGAAAGUGGUGCUGGGGUGCAGUUGGACGACGGUGUCCCUUCACCACUUAUGAAAUGGGCCGAAGAAGGAUACGCCGUGGUGGAGAUUGGUGCAAAUGCAGAGCCGGAGAACGCCUUAUCAACCGCACUUACGGCUCUGGCCAGUUGUGAGAGCUGUGCACCGAAGGAGAAGGUUGGGAUAGUAGCGUAUGACCCAGAAUCGUGGUCUAAAUGCGAGCCAUUCGUGGCUAAGCACCCUGAAAUCGUUGGUGUCGUCGCAUAUGCAAAUGCAGCUACGCCGAUUACAGAAUCUUCUAUUCCCAUGUUGCAGCACUUGGCUGGUGCAGCAGCGACAAAACCUACAUCGUCGUCGGGGGCUAUAAAGCUGUACCACUAUCCCGAAACAGAGGCAUAUCUCUUUGCGACACCAUUCCAAAAGACAUUCAACUACUCUAGCGAGGCCAUAUCACACAGCCGAAACUUGGCUUUCCUCAAACCUCUGAUGAAUGGGCCAUAUUUUGAUCUCGAGGCUAUUUGGGAUGAGCACACGUAUUAUGAAUUUGACACGCGAUCCGUGGCCGACACAAUGAGCACGAUGGUUCAGGAGCCUUAUGUGAACCAUAUCCCCACGUUGACUGGGGGCAUCGGCAGAGAGCGUCUCUCCUACUUUUACGCCAACCACUUCGUCUUUCAAAAUCCCAAGGACACCGAAAUCGAGCUGAUCAGCCGGACCAUAGGGAUUGACCGAGUCAUUGAUGAAUUCAUAUACAAAUUCACGCACGAUAUGCAGAUCGACUGGCUACUGCCGGGCAUCCCACCGACUGGCCGCAAAGCCGAACUCCCAUUUACCGCAGUCGUCAACAUCCGCGGCGACCGGCUUUACCAUGAGCAUAUUGCGUGGGACCAGACGACGGCGUUGAUUCAACUCGGCCUGAUGCCCGAGUAUCUUCCAUGGCCGUACCCUAUGCCGGACGGAUCGCGUGUGCCGGAGGGGAAGAGGGCUGAGUAUCGAGUGCCGGGCGCCGGGCGAGAGACGGCGCAGAAAAUGAGGGACAGGAAUGGCCCACCGUCGAAUAGAAUGUUUGAGCAUGGCCUGCGAGUGGUUGACGCUUAG
This is a messenger RNA of Talaromyces atroroseus, 1203 nucleotides long. RefSeq lists its product as hypothetical. Bases 1 to 1203 code for a protein of 400 amino acids. NCBI's taxonomy places the organism in Eukaryota, Fungi, Ascomycota, Eurotiomycetes, Eurotiales, Trichocomaceae. Gene Ontology annotation, biological process: polyketide metabolic process. The record is from RefSeq and is a predicted model, not a curated record. The transcript has 4 exons.